CUUUCCCUAUUGCCGCAUAUGGCGUGCACUGAACGAAUAACCUUGACUAUCGAAAGACUACUACCCAAAAGACUAAAAUAAGUGUCUACGUGCCAAUCUGACAUGGUGUUGAUACCAAGGAGUGCUGAUCAUUCCACGGUCUGUAUCUCUUUGUCUGUAUUAAAGCUGCGACCGUUUUCUUCCGCCUGCUUCUCAUGUAUCAUUUCUGUAUCACCGAACUCACACAAACUAUUGGAUCACAAGAUUAAUAAGGAGAAGCGACCGUACACAAUUCAACAGACGUACGCCUUAGUCAGGAUGACAGGCAGGGCUAAAAGCGAAGGAGACGCGACUUAAACAUAUGAUACUAAUGGGACUAUGUAAGCCAGGAGAAAAAACUUACUUAAAGCAACAGCUUCGGCCAAGCUUACACAAACGACAAGGCUCGCAAAACUCUUGUCAAAGCUUUGCUGGAAAGUAAUGAUGAUGUCAGCAAACGGUAGCAUCAAGGGUUGUUAGAUUGACGACUCACAGCACAGACUACAGCUAUGGUUGUAGCGAUACACCUGAAUUCAAAGAC
Somion occarium is the source of this 559-nucleotide messenger RNA. NCBI's taxonomy places the organism in Eukaryota, Fungi, Basidiomycota, Agaricomycetes, Polyporales, Cerrenaceae. The record is from the annotation of a GenBank genome assembly.